CAACUGCGGUGAUAUCGACCAAUCAGAAAAAAAGGUUUCAAAUUUAAAGCCAACGUCCGUUACCGAGAGGACAGUCUGUUGCUAUCAGAAAAGACGUUGCUGAAUAUUUAGUAGUAAUGCAAAGCACAGCGAACAUUCCGGAAAGUCUGAAAUUGUUUUCAUCGUUAAUUGUUUUUUGUUAAUGUUAUUAAUUAGUAUUAUGGCACGGUUAGUUUGUGGCAAAACUCAUAAAAAUUAAUUGUAGAAUUAUUUUUCUAUUAAAUAAUAUUUAUUUGACUGUUAUUUCUAUUGACAACAACUGUUGAUUCACCUCGACGCUUUUACAAGUUAAAACGACAUUAUAAAUUUAUUAGAAUGAGUAACAUACCAAAAUCCAGCCGGUAUGAAACGAGUGCCCCCCAAUGGGUCGACUUUGAGGCAAUGACACCAAAUGCAGCUCCAGAUGAUGGAUACUUUGACCAUUUUCAUUAUGAACUGGAAUCAACACCUUAUUUACGUCAGAUGCAACCAUUAACUCCUGAUGAUCCAGCAAAGAAAGCUGAUAGGCUUCAAAAAGUCAAAGCCUCGUCAUUAUUUACCAGCAUCAAUGAGCCUUCAGUAGAGUCAAGUUUUAUUGAUGACCUUAAUGAAAUGUACAUUUCACCAAUAAAAUUAACCUCGCCAAGUCCGAAAAAACAAGAACCGCAAGUACUAAAGGAAUUGUCAGUUGAUGAAGUACUCAACGAUGUUGUCAAAGAUUUAGAAAUAACGUCAAUUACUAAAAAACGUCGAACUCCGAAGCUGAAUAAAACAGCGUGCGAAAGUACUACCACAACGCCUAACCCACGUCAACUUCGUAUCUCAAGAUCCAUAAAUUUCAAUGCUAUGCAGAAACAAACAUCUGUUAUUGGUAAUCAAAGCGAAGAACUAAAAAUUAUUCCCAAGUAUUCUGAAGCAAUUCCAAUUGAUGGUGAGACUGGAAAUAAAGCCAUUCAAUCUCUUCAUAUUAAUGAAGAAUACAAGGAAAAUAUAAAUGUUAAAGUACCUAAAAUUAUAGUUGAGCAUAUUAAAACUCCUGGGAAAAAUGUUAUUACAUCUCACUAUCGCACUCCGUCAGGUCGAACCGCUAUUAAAAUAACAACAACUCCUUGUCGUAUGAAUUUACAGAAUACAGAAACUCCAAUUAGAUAUUCUGAAGCCGAAGAUACUUACGGGAUAAAUGAACAAGAUGAUACAAUGAUCGCUGAAGAAGAAGAUGAAGAAGAAGAAGGAGAAGAAGAUAAUGAUGAUGUUGUUGAAAUUAUUGAACGUCAGAAAUCAAAGAGCUCUGAAAAACACGAGGAGCAGAAGAAACUUUCAUCUGAUAAGAAUAUUACAAUAAGCUCAGACGAUAAUUAUAGAUCGACCGGAAAACGUAAGUUACGUUUAUCCAAGUCACUUCAUCAUCCUUCUCCGUCAGUUUUUCGUCCUCCUCCAAAGAAAAAUAUUAUCACGCCUUGUUCUGUUAAACUGGAAAGACUACUGACACCGUUAAAGAAUAAAAAAUUAGACAAUCUUCACUUGUUUGAAGGUGGAAUAAAGGAUACAAUGGAUAUUGAUGAUGAUCUGCAGGCAGAAAUUGAGUCUGUUAGCCAAGUUCCAGUCAAGCAAGUUACAACACCUGCAACUGUAAACACAGAGGAUGAAAUUACGGAAAAACAGUCCCAAUCUUCAGAAGAUAUUGAUGUUAAUAAAUUAAGUACUGAUUUAAAUAACAAGAGUCCGGAAAAACUUUCAUCAGCAGCGACAGAAAACAGUAACAAUGUUAGCGUGAAUGAACUGGAUGAUGAUGUUUUUGAGCCACUGGAAGAUUUUCGUAAAAAAUUAAACUAUCAAGAUCAACAGCUUUUUAAAGUUCAUUACAACCGUCCUGCUAACCGUCAGUCGACUCAAGCUAAGCUAAAAGUUUUAACAGGAACUGCCCGAAGACGCAGUGAUCAGCAUCAGCUUUCCAAGGCUAAUACCAAGUAUGUAAGUCUGGCUGAGGGAGUAUCGACAUUCCAUCGUAGCACGCCGAUACGUUUCCAUACUGUCAGCACUAAGGUGGUAAAAGCCAAAGCUGGCCCGGUUCAAAAAGUCCAACAAGCUCCUAAACGAACUAUUCCGGUUUCACCUGCAUGGCACGGCAGAACUCGCACGAGAAGGCCUAUGCCAACUCAGUUCGAGCUAGAAAAAUUGAACCGUGAAAAAAAUAAAAUUCGAGCUAAGCCUGUACCCAAAGGGAUUCUCAAUGCUCCGAAGGCGUUGAAGGCUGUUCCAAAGAAACCCCCAACUGAACUAAAGCCUUUCCAAUUAACUGGAACUAGGCCAGUUACGACUAAGCCACGAAGUCAAUCAAAACCAGCUUCUGUUACUUGUAAAAGUGUUGCUUCAGUAAGUUCUUCGAGAGCAACUUCUUCAACGUCGUCAGCUUCUACAUCGACAGUGAAAGCUCCGCUGACUCGAUCGAAUUCACAAAUAAAUAGAUCUAUAUUAACAAUAAACAAUGAUGGUGCUCCUGAACAGCAACAAGUUUUACACUUUAGUAUUCCAGUAGCGGCUCAAAAACAGCACAAUAUUGUAGGGGCAAGGAAGACUAUUCCUCAACCGUUUAGUCUUGAAGCGCGUAAUCAAGAAUUUUUGAUGAAAAAGCAAAGGAAAUUAGAAAAAUUACGUGAAGAAGAAGAUAAAAAACUUAAAUCUCAGUUUCAUGCUCGACCUGUUCCUACUGUUGUCAAAAAACCUGUCAAGCAUGAAGCAAAAACAGAAAAAGUUAAAAAAGCUCCGGUACCGCUUAAAGUAAAGCCGUUCAGUUUUGAAAAUCGAGAUAAAAUGUUGGCUAAAAAGAAAGAAGAAAUGUGCAGAAAAGCCACUGAGGAAGCUCAAAAAAUAAAAGAAUUUCACGCAAAACCUGCACCAACAUUCAAGCCAGUUACUGUAAGGACAACUUCCAAAGAAAGUAUCAGAAGUGAAUCACGUGGAGGUCUUGAAGGUAAACCAAGAACUGCAAUGCGUACGGUAUCGGUUGAUCGUUUGGAACGUGGGAAUUCAAGCGAUAAGCUGCGGAAAGGAUUGGGCACUCGUGGAUUGUCGGCACAAAAUUUAAGAUCGAGACAAGAUAGCUUCACAUCUUCUAACUUAGUGAGAAAGCCGAUUGGAUCUUCAAGUUCGUCAAUUAAAGAUGGGACUCGUCCAGAUCAACAAAGUAAUUCGUCGAAUGCUCCAUCUACUUCUGGGAUGCCAGUCAUGAAGCAACAGUUAACCGCCUUGCCGAUUCUACACAGCGAUCGUAGAGCUCAAGUACGACAAGAGUUUGAGGAAAAGUUGAAGAUGAAAACAGAGCGAGAAAACGCACUUCACAGAAUGGAACAGCAAGCCAAAUUAAUUAAAGAACAAGCUGAAAUAAAUGAAAUUCGGAAAAGAGCAGAAAUUAAAGCCAGACCGAUGCCUGUUUAUAAACCUCUCGUUAUUGUUAAGUCUGAGAAACCAUUAACCGAUCCGUCAAGUCCAGCUUGGACUCGUGCUAAACAUUAAUUUUUUAUUUACUGAUAUUUUACUUACUUAUUAUAGACUAGUGUAUAAUUGACUUUUUUUUUUUAAUUUUCAUGUUACUAUUACAAUUUUUUAUUGUUGGAAAUUUCGUGUCUGUUCUAGUUGAAUAAAAUAAAAAUACUUGAAAUUUAUUAUUUUUGUACUUUAAUCUUCAGAUUAUUUAUUAGAAUUUUUCGCAGAAUGGUAAAUUAAAUAAAAAUAAAUUUAAGAAUUUAAUAAUUAGUUAAUAAUAUCUUUUGAUUGUAUUUCUAUUCAACCAUUUUUAAAUAAAAAUUAUAAUUACAUUUAAA
Cotesia glomerata is the source of this 3839-nucleotide messenger RNA. RefSeq lists its product as uncharacterized. The record is from RefSeq and is a predicted model, not a curated record. The transcript has 2 exons. NCBI's taxonomy places the organism in Eukaryota, Metazoa, Arthropoda, Insecta, Hymenoptera, Braconidae. Bases 355 to 3531 code for a protein of 1058 amino acids.